Molecule: messenger RNA, 2364 nt
Organism: Oikopleura dioica
Lineage: Eukaryota; Metazoa; Chordata; Appendicularia; Copelata; Oikopleuridae
Source: the annotation of a GenBank genome assembly
AUGAAACUUCUUGGGUCGUUUUUAGGCCUAGCGGCUGCUCAAGAUCAGUGGCGGCCAGCGUAUGCUGAGGGACACGAUGGAAUGGUCCAUCUUUUUGAAUGGUCCUGGAAGUCAAUUGCUGAAGAAUGCGAAAAUUUCCUUGGUCCUCACAAAUUCGCUUCAGUCCAGGUUUCUCCACCAAAUGAGAAUAGACGUGUAGCUGGUCAAUGGUGGGAACGAUAUCAGCCAAUUUCGUACAAUUUGGAUACCCGAUCGGGUGGCCGAGCUGAUUUCAUCGAUAUGGUCGACAGAUGCAAUGCUGUUGGUGUCAGAAUCAUUGUUGAUGCGAUCAUUAAUCAUAUGUGUGGAGAAGACGCUCUCUCGGGCACAGGAACAGGCGGAUGUCAAUACAACACCGACACACUUGAAUUUCCUUGUGUUCCUUUUUCAUCGGGAGAUUUCAACGACUACCGAUGCGGCAGCCAGAAUGGUCUCAUCAACAAUUACGGUGAUCCAAACGAAGUUCGAAACUGUAGACUUGUCGGGUUGACUGAUCUUGAUCACAGUAAGAGCUCAACUGCAGAUAAGAUUGCGGCUUACAUGAACGAUCUAAUCGAUAUUGGUGUUGCCGGUUUCCGCGUGGACGCAGCGAAACACAUGUGGCCAGAAGAGACUGAAAUUCUUUACGGAAAAUUACACGAUCUUCCAACGGGAAAAGGUUUUCCAGCAAACACCCGUCCAUGGAUCGGCCAAGAAGUUAUUGAUCAGGGAGGCGAGCCAAUUAAAAAAGAGGAGUAUGUUGGAAUGGGCGCAGUAACUGAGUUCAACUACUGCUUUUCCCUUGGAAACUUGCGUGGAUCUCUUGCUCAGCUUAAAACUGUUGCGGACAAGCCUUCCAACUGGGGUUUCCUAAGCAAUAAAGACGCUUUUGUUUUCACAAACAACCAUGACAAUCAGAGAGGCCACGGCGGCGGCGGUGGCGGAAUCGUAACUUUCAAGUCUCCUCACGAUCUUCCAUAUGUAACGGGAAUGAUGAUGGCUCUUCCCUUCGGAACAAAACGAAUUAUGUCAUCUUACCUGUUUGAAGACGGUGAUCAAGGUCCGCCAGCGGCACAGCCUUCCACUGCUGACCCAACAGCCGAAUCAUGCAACAACGACUGGGUUUGCGAACACAGAUGGGCAGGUAUCCGAAAUAUUGGUAUGCUUGGUGGAGCGAUGAGAAGCGAACCAGAUAGCUAUUCUAACUGGUGGGACAACGGUUCUAGUCAGGUUUCCUUUUCUAGAGGAACUGGUUGGUUCGCAGUCAACAGUGAUGCUUGGGCCAUGGAAGGUGGUAUUCAAACUGGCCUGGCAGCUGGCAAAUACUGCGACCUCGCACAGUCGGACUUGGACUCCUGCGAUACCUUCAUCAAUGUCGAUGCUAGUGGCAUGGCUUGUGUCAAUAUUCAGGCUGGACAAAACGUUCCAAUGAGCUACACAAUUGCGGACGCUCGCGUUGGAGAUUUUACAGGAGUCAACGAUGACUGCGGUGACUUGACCGAAGGCCCCACUAGUGAGUGUCUUGAUUGCUCUUGCCCAGACAACAAGAAAAUCGACUGUGGACAUGGUUCAAUUACCGAGAAUGAGUGCUACGAAAAGGGCUGUGCUUGGUGCCCAGUCGCUGCCGCAAAGGGUGCUUUAGGCACUCCUUGGUGCAUUGUUCUUGCUGAAGAUGCAAAGCCGCCAACACCCGGUCCAACUGAUCCAACAAACCCAGGAACAUGCCCGCCAUCUAAUUCUCGAGAAGACUGCGGAUAUAUGGGAAUCGAUCAACGGGGUUGUGAGCAAAAAGGCUGUCUCUGGUGCCCUGUGAGAGCAGCUGAUGGUUCUGCCGAAGCGGGAAUCCCUUGGUGCACAUAUGGCGCUUCUGUGACAACAACGACAAAACCUACUACUCAAACUCCUAGCCCUCACUGUCCACCAGAUGAAGAGCAUCGGGAGUGUGGUUAUUCCGGAAUCAGUCAAGAAAGCUGCGAAGCAAUCGGAUGCGGCUGGUGUCCAUCUCAGCCUGGUUUCGCGUGGUGCACUUAUCUCUCCGAAACCACAACUACAGGUGGUAAUACUGGGACCACUCCAACCGCCUCCACAACAACUACUAAACCUACAGGAUCAACUACAACAAAACCGAACGGCGGAACUGAUGAAUGUUUGCCAACGCAGCAAUGCCCCGCAACUGGCAAUUGCAACAUCCCGGAUCUCGCUGAUAGAAAAGACUGCGGCGAACUCGCAUCAACGCCGGCGACAUGUGUUGCAUCAGGCUGCUGUUGGGAAGAACAGCCGCCGGGGCCAAUUGAUCCGGAAGAUCCUGAUGGACCUUGGCCAGCAUGGUGCUAUCAUCCCUUGUAA